AUGACGAUCUUUUUUCAUGUUGGCUGCAAGGCAGGAGCAAGAGAGACGGCAGUGCCACCAGAUGGCAACAGGCUACUUCCUGCUUGGGCAUCACAUCUCAUCCGCAGCCAUCACGCAUUUGGUUUGGAACACUCUGCAAUGGCGCAUCAGGUCGACAAUCCGUCGUCUCCUCGGUCGUCGAACGGAGGGGCCGAUUCCUUCAAGGGAACGCCUGACACCCGAUUGACCUCGAUGAGUCCAGAUGAGAGCUCAAAGUCGUCCAGUCUGCUCAAGAGUUUUGCUCGAUCGGCCGCUAUCGCCACAUCGCCGGCAAGGCUUCCUACCGGCAGCUUUCGCAGCAGUGCGGGUUCGCACCUUGACAAGGAUCCUUUCAUCACCUCCAUCCAAGGCGUUGGCACAAGGUUGUCGCCAACAGCGUCGGCGUUCAGCCCUUUUGUCGGCAAUACCUACGUGCGCCUGCCAAAUGGAGAUGGUCCCAUUUCUGCUGCCUUGAGCACCGAUAUGGGAUUGUCGAGGAUCCUUAUCAUCUCGUCGCUAGCUCAAGUUUCUGCUCGAGAAGUAGAGGCUCUUCUAACGGAUCUAGGAAAAGAUGGCAAUCCCACUUAUGGCGCGCGAAACUUCAAGGCUCACAGCAGCGGUGUGUUUGUCUACUUUACAGACAUCAGAGACGCUUGCGCCUCGCAGACGAAGCUUCACCAAGCCGACAAAGAGUGGAAAGUUACCUUUGCCAAUCCGACACGUGUUGCCCAGUCUCAAGGUAACCACAUGGAGAUGGGACAAAGUGCAGGUAAUUCUGCAUCCCUUCAUCCGAUUCAGUGGGACAAGUUUACUAACUAUGCAGUCGGCCUUUCUCAUACGGGCCAGGUUCUGAUCUUUGCCGUGGUCCCCCCAGGAGCUGUCAUGGACCCAGUCCAAGUUAUGGGAGUGGCUCAUCGAUUCUUGCAGUCACACGGCCGCCUAUUUGCGUUUGUCAGGCAAUCCACUUUCCCAAACGGCUCUUUCCGAGCUGUUGUUGAGUUUUGUGACACCACUGCUGCCUUUCCUGUCAUACAAGUUUGCAGCGGUGGUAUUUCUACAGAGGGUAUUCAGCUCUUCGCAUCAGCAUACAACGUUGAUGCUUUGUCCGCCGCUGGACUCGCUGAAGUAGUGGAAGAGAUGGCUCUCAGCAAGAGAGCAGAUGAUCCAGACCAACGUUUUGGCUCUGUGAGCUCCAACUCCUCCCAGGCUGGUCAAGGCGAUCCGCACUAUAAUGCACCUAUUGCCAUGUACCCGUUCAUGCUCCAAACACCAUUCACCCCCGCGGUGCCGUAUAUGCUGGAUUCUUUCCUCCCAGCUGCGCAGACAGGCUCAGGGAGCCCAUUGGCCUCAUUUACUCCGCAGUAUCCCAUCUUUGGAACUUUGUACCAGACGCCACCCUCCCCAGCUCUCACAACCCAAAACAACUACAGUCCCUCCAGGGCCUUUUCAGGUGCUGAACGAGCAGACGCUCGCCGACAGAAUGCCAUGAGAAUCAGUCGAUCCACCUAUCAUAAUACUACAACUCACCACAACCACGUUGACAUCAAUCGUAUCCGUGAUGGCAUCGACGUCCGCACUACGAUCAUGCUUCGCAAUAUCCCCAACAAGGUAGACCAAGCCAUGCUGAAAAGAAUCAUUGACGAGUCCAGCUGGGGAAAGUACGAUUUUAUGUACCUUCGCAUCGACUUUGCCAACGACUGCAAUGUCGGAUAUGCAUUCAUUAACUUUGUAGACCCUCUGGAUAUAAUCGAUUUUGUCAAUGCUCGGGGAAACCAACGCUGGAACUGCUUCAAAAGCGACAAGGUGGCAGAGAUCUCAUAUGCCACUAUCCAGGGAAAGGACUGCCUGGUGCAGAAAUUUCGAAACAGUUCUGUGAUGUUGGAGGCUCCGCACUAUCGCCCUAAACUUUAUUACACGUCCAAUGGACCAAUGCCGGACCUUGCCGGACAAGAAGAGCCGUUUCCCGAGCCUGACAACCAGUCAAAGAUGAAGCGAAGCUGCGAAAAUGCCGAGCAUGUUGGACUCUUCACGCCCAACGCUGGGCAGCACUUUCGCGAUGAGCAGCGGCGCCGGCGAUCCCAAUAUGACCGAGGCACUCGUCUUGCAGCCCUUGAGGAGUACGACUAUGAGACGGCUAUACAGCAUCUUUACGGCAGCACGACCCAGUGA
Messenger RNA from Trichoderma virens Gv29-8, 2187 nucleotides. RefSeq lists its product as uncharacterized. The transcript is spliced from 12 exons. Gene Ontology annotation, molecular function: RNA binding. The record is from RefSeq and is a predicted model, not a curated record. Bases 1 to 2187 code for a protein of 728 amino acids. Lineage: Eukaryota; Fungi; Ascomycota; Sordariomycetes; Hypocreales; Hypocreaceae.